UCAUUGUCAAAUGUGAUCCAUGGAAGAACUUUCGCUGCAUCUUCAUCUGUUUCAAGUAAACGAGCUGAGUCGUACCUCCAGCCUCUUUCUAGACUUCUAGUUAUGAUGGAAGAAAUCGGACACUCUUCAUUCAUCAUCUUCUUCGUUACCCUCUCUCUCUAUCUCUACACAUAGAUUUUCAAGUCUGGUUUUAGAGAGAGAAGAAUAUGGCAUCCGGUGACGAUGAAGAUUGCUCUCAGUUGAAAGGAGUUGUUUUCAUCACUCUCCCUCCGCCAGACAACCCUUCUCUAGGAAAAACCAUCACAGCUUUCACCCUCUCCAACCAACCACAUCAAUCACCACCACUACCACCGUCAGCACCACAGUCAGCACCACCAUCGCACCUUCCGAUCACAUUACCUCAUGCGAGGAGAAGCCUUUUCGGACACCCUAGAAGAAGAAUCUCUUUGACUCUUAUGGGUAUCGCUCUUUUUGCCAUACUAACCUUUUGUUCCUUACAAUCCCCUCAAAGUCUUUUGAAAUUAACCAGUCCCGGAUCCUUGAAUGAGCUUGAUCAAGAUGAUAAAGAUGAUGAUAAAAAACCUAAUUCCUUCAUUUUUCCAUUGUAUCCUAAAAUGGGGUCUGGAGAAAUGUCGAAAUCGAGAGAUAGGGAGGUUAAGUUGGGGAAGUUUACGAUGAUUGGUUCUAAAAGUGCGGUUUUGCCUGUCGAUGAUGGAGGGUUGCCCAUCAAGGUUGUAACUAGCUCUAGUGCAGUUUUACCUAUCAAUGGGGGUACUUUUCUAGAUGGGCUAUAUUACACACAGAUUCAUGUUGGAAGCCCUCCUAAACCCUACUUUCUUGACAUAGACACUGGUAGUGACUUGACAUGGAUUCAAUGUGAUGCCCCUUGCAUAAGUUGUUCCAAGGGAGCACACCCUUAUUACAAGCCGACAAGAGGAAAUCUGUUAUCUUCAAAGGACUCUUUCUGUUUUGAUUUCAAACAUACAAGCAAAUCUGGAUCUUGUGAGUCUUGCACUCAAUGUGAUUAUGAAAUUGAGUAUGCUGAUCAUAGCUCCUCUUUAGGGGUACUUUCAAGGGAUGAAAUUCGUCUAGUAAAUAUAAACAACACAUCAAUUGAUUCCAAAAUUAUCAUCGGGUGUGCAUAUGAUCAACAAGGCAUGCUUUUAAACUCAUUAACAAAAACGGAUGGGAUUCUUGGACUUAGUAGGGCUAAAGUGAGUUUGCCUUCUCAAUUAGCAAAACAAGGUGUUAUUGACAAUGUGAUUGGUCAUUGUCUCACAUCCGAGUCCAUUGGUGGUGGAUACAUGUUCUUAGGAGUUGACUUUGUGCCACAAGUCAAAAUGUCUUGGGUUCCCAUGCUCAAUGAUGCUUCCAUGAAUUAUCUUGCAGAAGUUUCUAGAGUGACAUAUGGAUCAAAACAACUUGGUUUACAUCAUCAAAAAAAGGGAAAUGGACAAAUAAUCUUUGAUAGUGGAAGUUCAUAUACAUACUUUACAAAACAAGCUUAUUAUGAUUUAACUACUAUGCUUAAAGAUAUCUCACUUGAUGGCUUCAUUGAGGAUGAUUCAGAUACAACACUUCCCAUUUGUUGGAGAUUCAAGACUCCAUUAAGAUCUAUCAAAGAUGUUAGCAAAUUCUUCAAACCGUUGAAUCUUGAGUUUGGGAGAAAAUGGUGGAGUAUUUCGACAAAUCUAAGGAUACCUCCGGAGGGCUAUUUGGUCAUAAGUAACAAGGGGAAUGUGUGCUUAGGCAUUCUUGAUGGUAGUGAUUUGCUUGAUGGAUCACAUAUAGUUCUUGGAGACAUCUCAAUGCGUGGAAACUUGGUUGUUUAUGACAAUGUGAAGCAUAAAAUUGGUUGGAUGAGAUCCGAAUGUGUGAAUCCAAAGCAAUCUAACAUGUAUCUACCAUCUUUAUGAGGCAUAAUUCUCACUUUCUUCUUAUAGUAUAUAUGUAUAUGUAUAUCAGUAUUGUAAAUAUCUAACCCGUAUAAUUUUCCACCCCCUCUUGUGCACUUUCUUGUAAUAGUCAACUUUAUAACAAUAUGCUCGUAUCAUAAAUAUACCAUCUUUUUGGUUGGGGCAUAACAUAA
Lactuca sativa (garden lettuce) is the source of this 2089-nucleotide messenger RNA. Its product is annotated as Eukaryotic aspartyl protease family protein. The record is from RefSeq and is a predicted model, not a curated record. Gene Ontology annotation, biological process: proteolysis. Lineage: Eukaryota; Viridiplantae; Streptophyta; Magnoliopsida; Asterales; Asteraceae. Gene Ontology annotation, molecular function: aspartic-type endopeptidase activity.